UAGAUAUAAAUCUAGAAGCUUCAGGAAAGAAAACACUAAUGUUUAUAUCCAUUUUCAAAGUAAGCAAAAACUGGAAGGGAAUGAAUCGGGAGAGAUGGGAAGUAUGGCAGAUACUACAAAAACUUAAUGAAUGAGAGAGGAGGGUUGCAUUUUUUGAGAAAAGAAGAGAAACUGUAUUACUUCAUCCUGAAUCUCUAAGUAUUGAUCUUGCUUUGUUUUCCUAAAGCAGCAAAUAAGUGCAGGGCAUUACUGGUUUGAUAAAAAGGUAAAAGAGUCGAAUAGCCUUUUUUGUUUAUCGGUUCAUUUUUUAAAAACCCAGCAGCAUGCCUUAAUGUCUUUUCUGUCAGUCUCAUUCUCUGUUUAUUGCUGAUUUGACAGUCUCUGGUCCUUCUCCUUUGCUGUUAAAUGUGUGUGUCCUUUGUUUGUGCUGGUGGGUUUUGCUACACUGGGGUGUGAGAGAAAAGCCUGUCAUUGCCAUACUGGUCUAAUUAGCCUUCUGGGUGAGCAUAUACAUUAAAUAGACCUUCUAAGCCAUGAAAGAAGAGAGCUCACAACAACGUAGAUUUUCUUCCUGUACUGUGGUUUCGCCUAUUUUAUUUCCUCCACGAAUUGAUGGCCGAAAGCUUGUCCGGAAUGCUUCAUUCGGAGGAUACAAUGAACUUUCUCCUUCGUUGCCAGGUUUUGAAAGAGGAAAGGAAGACAUUUCUCAAAAUAAAGAUGAAUCUUCACUUUCUAUGUCAAAGAGCAAGUCUGAAUCUAAACUUUAUAAUGGCUCGGAGAAGGAUAAUUCAGCUUCAAGCAAGCUCACAAAAAAAGAAUCUCUCAAGGUACAGAAGAAAAAUUACCGAGAAGAAAAGAAGAGAGCCACAAAGGAGUUACUCAGUACAAUCACAGAUCCUUCUGUUAUCGUUAUGGCUGACUGGUUGAAGAUUCGUGGUACUCUAAAGAGCUGGACCAAACUGUGGUGUGUAUUGAAACCCGGGGUGCUACUGAUCUAUAAAACCCAAAAAAAUGGUCAGUGGGUAGGAACAGUCCUUCUGAAUGCCUGUGAGAUCAUUGAGCGUCCAUCAAAAAAAGAUGGCUUUUGUUUUAAACUCUUCCAUCCUUUGGAGCAGUCUAUUUGGGCGGUGAAGGGUCCAAAAGGUGAAGCAGUUGGAUCUAUAACUCAGCCCUUACCUAGCAGUUAUUUAAUCAUCCGAGCCACUUCAGAGUCAGAUGGAAGGUGCUGGAUGGAUGCUUUGGAGUUGGCUUUGAAAUGUUCUAGUCUUCUUAAACGUACAAUGAUCAGGGAAGGAAAGGAACAUGACCUGAGCAUCUCAUCAGACAGCACACAUGUGACUUUGUAUGGCUUAUUACGUGCUAACAAUCUCCACAGUGGUGACAACUUCCAGUUAAAUGAUAGUGAAAUUGAACGACAGCAUUUUAAGGACCAAGAUAUGUAUUCUGAUAAAUCUGAUAAAGAAAAUGAUCAAGAGCAUGAUGAGUCUGACAAUGAGGGGAUGGGGAAAAGUGAAGAAAGUGACACAGAUACAUCAGAAAGGCAGGAUGACUCAUAUAUUGAACCUGAGCCUGUUGAGCCUUUAAAGGAGACUACCUACACUGAACAAAGCCAUGAAGAACUUGGAGAGGCAGGUGAGGCUUCUCAAACAGAAACUGUGUCUGAAGAAAACAAAAGCCUUAUAUGGACUCUGCUGAAACAAGUACGUCCUGGCAUGGACCUGUCCAGGGUGGUUCUGCCUACCUUUAUUUUGGAACCUCGUUCUUUCCUGGAUAAACUUUCAGAUUACUACUAUCAUGCAGAUUUCCUAUCUGAGGCUGCUCUUGAAGAAAAUCCUUAUUUCCGUUUGAAGAAAGUAGUAAAAUGGUAUUUGUCAGGAUUCUAUAAAAAGCCAAAGGGACUGAAGAAACCUUACAAUCCUAUACUUGGUGAGACUUUCCGUUGUUUGUGGAUUCAUCCCAGAACAAACAGCAAAACCUUCUAUAUUGCUGAACAGGUGUCUCAUCAUCCACCAAUAUCUGCCUUUUAUGUUAGUAACCGAAAAGAUGGAUUUUGCCUUAGCGGUAGUAUCCUGGCUAAGUCCAAGUUCUAUGGAAACUCAUUAUCUGCAAUAUUAGAAGGAGAAGCACGGUUAACUUUCUUGAAUAGAGGUGAAGAUUAUGUAAUGACAAUGCCAUAUGCUCAUUGUAAAGGAAUUCUUUAUGGCACAAUGACACUGGAGCUUGGUGGAACAGUCAAUAUUACAUGUCAAAAAACUGGAUACAGUGCAAUACUUGAAUUCAAACUAAAGCCAUUUCUAGGUAGUAGUGACUGUGUUAAUCAAAUAUCAGGGAAAUUAAAAUUAGGAAAAGAAGUACUAGCUACUUUGGAAGGACACUGGGAUAGUGAAGUUUUUAUUAAUGACAAAAAGACUGAUAAUUCAGAGGUUUUCUGGAAUCCAACACCAGACAUUAAGCAGUGGAGAUUAAUAAGGCACACUGUAAAAUUUGAAGAGCAGGGAGAUUUUGAAUCAGAGAAACUCUGGCAUCGGGUAACUCGAGCCAUAAAUGCCAAAGACCAAACAGAAGCUACACAAGAAAAGUAUGUUUUAGAAGAAGCUCAAAGACAAGCUGCCAGAGAUCGGAAAACAAAAAAUGAAGAGUGGACUUGCAAGUUAUUUGAACUUGACCCACUCACAGGAGAAUGGCAUUACAAGUUUGCAGAUACUCGACCAUGGGACCCACUUAAUGAUAUGAUACAAUUUGAAAAAGAUGGUGUUAUCCAGACCAAAGUAAAACAUCGCACUCCAAUGGUUAGUGUCCCCAAAAUGAAACAUAAGCCAACCAGGCAACAGAAGAAAGUGGCAAAAGGCUAUUCCUCCCCAGAACCUGAUAUCCAGGACUCAUCUGGAAGUGAAGCUCAAUCAGUGAAACCAAGUGCAAGAAGAAAGAAAGGGAUAGAACUGGGAGACAUUCAAACUUCCAUUGAAUCUAUAAAACAAACACAGGAAGAAAUUAAAAGAAAUAUUAUGGCUCUUCGAAAUCAUUUAAUUUCAAGCACACCUGCCACGGAUUAUUUUCUGCAACAAAAAGACUACUUCAUCAUUUUCCUCCUGAUUUUGCUUCAAGUCAUAAUAAACUUCAUGUUUAAGUAGAAGUUCUUUACAGUUGGGUCUAUGAACUGCAGUGAUCAGAUUUGGCCUGGGACCAGUGUCGAAGUUGGUUUGGUCUUUAUUAAAACAUCACAAUAUUUCUAAAACAGAAAACCUUAGAGAUAACUGUAGAAGUGUUGACUUUUCAUACCUUUUAUCCUUAAACUGAAGCAAGAGCUAUUCUUUUUGGUUAUUCAAGUGAGCUAUGUGUUGUGCCAGAACAUUUCUAGCUUUUGUGAGAAUGUGCCUACAUGUGAGUAUAAUAAAUCCACAUGUAUACACAGUUGUCUUAUGUAUACCUUAUAGUAGUCCUUGUAGUCCGUAGUAUGUUCAUGUUCUGAAAUAUAUAGCAGUAAUAUUGUUCAUAACAAAAAUGCUGUCAAUCUUGUAAGUAUACCUAUAGAAAUCUAUUUCUUCAUAAAGCAGGCACAAAACUUUUAUCAGUAAGGAAUUAGAGUGGAAAAUGAUGAGACAAUAGACAUAAAUAGUUCAAUACACUGUACUAUUAAAAAAAAAUCAUUUCCAAAUCAUUCAGCUUAAUUGUCUUCUUAGAAACAGGAAAAAAAAAAGUGGUCAAAAUUGAGACACAAGAUGGCAAAUUGCUUUUUUUUUU
Messenger RNA from Phacochoerus africanus (Common warthog), 3741 nucleotides. It is a transcript of the gene OSBPL8, whose product is annotated as oxysterol binding protein like 8. The record is from RefSeq and is a predicted model, not a curated record. The transcript is spliced from 21 exons. Gene Ontology annotation, cellular component: membrane; intracellular membrane-bounded organelle; cytosol. Gene Ontology annotation, molecular function: cholesterol binding. Bases 534 to 3131 code for a protein of 865 amino acids. Lineage: Eukaryota; Metazoa; Chordata; Mammalia; Artiodactyla; Suidae.